AUGCAUGCUACAACAAUUUUAGCACUUGUCCUCUACUCCAAAGGAGCUCUAACGCGAUUCAAGACAGAGGACCUCUACUCAUCUCCCGGAAUGGCAGUGCGUGUGUACGACCUUCGAAAGCGUUCCUUGAUCAAUUACAUCCCACUCGUCAAAGAUGACCAGGAGUUCUUGGUUGGCCGCUUUCCCUGCCAUCUAUUUUGGCACUCCGAUGAUUGCUUCCUCAUGGGCUGCGGCAAAGCACUCAACGUAUGUCGUAUCAGGCGGCACACCCCACCUGACUUCGAUGCUCGCUGGAGUUCAGCCAUGUCAGUGGAUCGAGGAGGAGGAGGAGGCUCAGAUACCUCCUCACAGAUCACCUCUAUCUCCACCUCCGUCAACAUCCCCUCUCGCGCCACCCGUUUUGUCCACAUUGCAAACCAGAUCACCCUUCCUGAUGCCUUGAUCUGUGGCAUUGCCAGCCAUCAAACUUACGUCCUGCUCCUCAUCUGUCCCAUCCAGUCCGACGAGGAUGCCCUCCUAACUGGCAGCUCAAGUAUGCAACAACCGCAGAUCUUGGUGGUAGACAUGGGCAGUCUCAGUGAGGAUAAUCCCUACCCAAAUUGCCCGCGAGGAGAUCAUGCUGAAAUUUAA
Dibothriocephalus latus is the source of this 630-nucleotide messenger RNA. Lineage: Eukaryota; Metazoa; Platyhelminthes; Cestoda; Diphyllobothriidea; Diphyllobothriidae. The record is from the annotation of a GenBank genome assembly.